AUGAAUCCUCAAAUUUGGUUGUUGGCUUUGCUGGUCCCUUCUGUUGUCAAUGCAAUCUCAGAUUCCUUUACCUUGGAGCUUAGCACUAAAGAGAACGGUUUGAAAAACUUACAGAUAAUGGAAACAGAUGAAGAUAUAUUCAUUGGCCAAUCAAGUGAUUAUUUCCAGGUAUUGAAUGGUACAAUUCAAGAUGAUGGUAGUCUAAAGCUUGGAAACAAUAGCUUCAUCGGAAUAAGCAAGAAUUUAUUCACUGUCACGAAUGAUACUACCGAGUACGCUCAACCAUUUUCAAUUGACAAGAAGGGGAAACUGAAUUUGUAUGGUUCCAAAAAAUUCAAGGCUAUUCCUUCAGGGGGAACAGGCUCCGCUAGAUGGACAUUAGGAAGUGCCCAAGCUACUUCUAACUUGAAAGAAGGUGUCUAUGAGGUCGAAAUCAAAUGUGUUAAUUCUAAAGGGAAGAGUGCUAAUAAAUUCUCGAUCCCAGGAAGUGGUGCCUCAGGUCAUUUAGACCCGAUAAGUGGUUUAAUAGCUGCUGGUAUUGUUAUUGGAAUACUAUGA
This is a messenger RNA of Hansenula anomala, 558 nucleotides long. RefSeq lists its product as uncharacterized. The coding region runs from base 1 to 558 and encodes 185 amino acids. The transcript has a single exon. The record is from RefSeq and is a predicted model, not a curated record. Lineage: Eukaryota; Fungi; Ascomycota; Saccharomycetes; Phaffomycetales; Wickerhamomycetaceae.